AUGGAUUCUUCGAAAUUCAGAGAAGCGGCGAAAGGCGCCAUUGAUGAGAUCGCAAAGUACUAUGAUACCCUGGAAGAACGGCCAGUUCUCCCCUCUGUCAAACCAGGCUACCUCCGCCCCCUUCUCCCAUCAUCCACCCCCGAAGAAGGCGAAUCAUGGGAGACCAUCCAAGCAGACAUCGACCGCGUCAUCAUGCCGGGUCUGACCCACUGGCAGAGCCCAAAAUUUAUGGCCUUCUUCCCCUGCAAUUCAUCGUACGAAGCCAUGAUCGGCGACAUGUACAGCGGUGCUUUCAACGCCGCAGCAUUCAACUGGAUCUGCUCCCCCGCCAUCACCGAGCUCGAAACCAUAGUCAUGGACUGGGUAGCUAAGCUCAUCGCUCUGCCAAAAGAGUUCCUGAGCGACGGUGAAGGCGGAGGCAUCAUCCAAGGUACAGCCAGCGAAGUCGUGCUAACAGCCCUCGUUGCCGCCCGCGAACGCCUCAUCCGCCGUAAACUUGGCGAUAUGCCCGAAGGCGAGGAGCGCAUGGAUAAAGCAGCGGAUAUCCGUGGUAAGCUCGUCGCUCUGGGAUCUGAACACGCACAUUCUUCUACGCAGAAAGCCGCUAUAAUAGCCGGAACGAGAUACCGCAGCGUCCCUGCAUCAGGCGAAUCAAACUACAGCGUCACCGCCUCUGCUCUCCGUAGAACGAUCGAGGAAUGUCGUGCGAAGGGUCUAGAACCAUUCUACUUUACCAUCACAAUUGGCAGCACGGGCACCUGUGCCACCGACGAUUUGGAAGGCAUCGCCGCACUUGCUAAAGAAUUCCCCGAUCUAUGGAUCCACGUCGACGCAGCAUAUGCCGGUUCUGCUCUUGUGUGCCCAGAAUAUCAGCAUCUAUGCACGCCAAUCGCAUCAUUCGACUCCUUCAACUUCAAUCUGCACAAGUGGCUAUUGGUAAACUUUGAUUGCUCAGCUUUCUUCGUGAAGAAGAGGAAGGAUCUUAUGGAUACGUAUAGUAUCACCCCUAGCUACCUGCGCAACCCCCACUCAGACCAAGGCCUCGUUACGGACUACCGGGACUGGCAGAUCCCGCUGGGCCGCCGUUUCAGGAGUUUGAAGGUGUGGUUCGUGCUAAGGAGUUAUGGCGUUAGUGGGUUGAGGCAGUUCAUCCGCAAGCAUGUGAAGCUAGGAGAGUACUUUCAUGAGUUGCUGCUGCAGAAGCCGGAACUUUUUAGCGUGACUACAAAGCCGGCGUUUGGGCUAGUAACUUUCCAGGUUAAACCGAAGAUGGGCAUGUCUGGCAAGGCGGCGAAUCAGGCUGAUCCGACGCAUGAGGCCUUGCAGAAUGACUUCCACGCUGAUGCCGAGGCGCAGUAUAGGGAGAUGGUUAAUCAGAGGACGAAAGAGGUUUAUGAGAAGGUUAACGCCAAGGGGGAUUUCUUCUUGACGAGCACGAUUGUGGGCGGGCAGUAUGUUAUCAGGGUUGUUAGUGCGACAUUGAAGAGUGAGGAGAAGUGGAUGAAGCAAUUGUUCGAUGAGCUAGUAGAGAUUACGGAAGGAAAGGGCGAUGAUACGGCUGCUUGA
Alternaria atra is the source of this 1566-nucleotide messenger RNA. RefSeq lists its product as uncharacterized. The record is from RefSeq and is a predicted model, not a curated record. The coding region runs from base 1 to 1566 and encodes 521 amino acids. Gene Ontology annotation, molecular function: pyridoxal phosphate binding; carboxy-lyase activity. Lineage: Eukaryota; Fungi; Ascomycota; Dothideomycetes; Pleosporales; Pleosporaceae. The transcript is spliced from 2 exons. Gene Ontology annotation, biological process: amino acid metabolic process.